Molecule: messenger RNA, 1686 nt
Organism: Plenodomus lingam JN3
Lineage: Eukaryota; Fungi; Ascomycota; Dothideomycetes; Pleosporales; Leptosphaeriaceae
Biological process (GO): isoprenoid biosynthetic process; isopentenyl diphosphate biosynthetic process, mevalonate pathway; ergosterol biosynthetic process
Cellular component (GO): cytosol; cytoplasm
Molecular function (GO): ATP binding; mevalonate kinase activity
Source: RefSeq, a predicted model, not a curated record
AUGGCGGCAAACGGCAGCAUGCGCAGAAAGACUGUCGACGGCCCACCCAGCCUUCACCCGUCCUCGUCGACCUCGUCGCAUAGCACACAGACGCCCGAAUCCUCCCCCAUCGACCCUUUGCCCGCCCAAUUGGCCGUCAAGAUGCCCUCGGCCACACUGCCUGCACGAAAUGGCCUGCCCGCGAUGCACAGGAAGCAGUCGUCGCCUAUGAUGCCACCCUUCAUGGUCUCUGCGCCAGGCAAAGUCAUAGUCUACGGCGAGCACGCCGUCGUCCAUGGAAAGGCCGCCAUCGCCGCCGCCAUCUCUCUGCGCUCCUACCUCCACGUCUCCUUCCUCUCCAAGUCCAACCGAACCGUCCAGUUGCGCUUCCCAGACAUCCAGAUGGAACACACAUGGAAUAUCGACGAGCUGCCAUGGGAUACCUUCACCAUGCCGGGCAAGAAGAAGUACUACUACGAUUCCGUCACCUCGCUAGACCCCGACUUCAUGGCUGCCAUACAGCCCUUUAUCGACCAAGUAUCGCCAAAGGCCCCCGAGUCGAUACGCAAGAUCCACCACGCCUCGGCCUGUUCCUUCCUAUACCUCUUCCUCUCGCUCGCGUCGCGCAAAGUCCCGCCGUGCGUCUACACACUGCGAUCCACCAUCCCGAUUGGCGCGGGCCUGGGUAGCAGCGCCAGUAUCUCCGUCUGUCUGAGCACAGCGCUGCUCCUGCAAAUACGCGCACUCAGCGGGCCCCACCAGGACCAGCCGCCACAAGAGUGUGAACUUAACAUCGAGCGCAUCAACCGCUGGUCAUUUGUCGGUGAGAUGUGCAUACACGGAAAUCCAUCAGGCGUGGACAACACAGUCUCCUCGGGCGGCAAGGCAUUGCUGUUCCAGCGGAGAGAAGGCAAGCCACCCCUCGUCGUGCCAAUACACAGCUUCCCCGAACUCCCCCUCCUCCUCGUAAACACACGGCAAUCGCGCAGCACAGCCACCGAAGUCGCAAAAGUCGCCCACCUCCGACAGAUCCACCCAGCUCUGACGGAGAACAUCCUCAACGCCAUCGGCCUCGUCACCGAGUCCGCACACAAGCUACUCACCUCUCCCGACUUCGACCCCACUUCCCACGCCUCACUCAAGUUCCUCGGCGAACUCGUCACCAUCAACCACGGCCUCCUCGUCUCCCUGGGCGUCUCCCACCCCAAGCUCGAACGCAUCCGCGAACUCAUCGACCACACCGGCAUCGGCUGGACCAAACUCACAGGCGCCGGCGGAGGCGGCUGCGCCAUCACCAUCCUCAAGCCCCAGCCCCCCGCCCUCGCCAACGGCACCCACGACCUCUCCUCGGACGACUCGGACGCCUCGUCCGAAGCCGACGCCGACUGCAACGCCUCCAUCAUCUCCAACGGCACCAAGCUCAAGUACAAGAUUCUCGACUCGCUCGAGCUCAAGCUCGAAAACGAGGGGUUUGAAAAGUUUGAAACUACACUGGCUGGCGAUGGUGUCGGCGUCUUGUGGCCUGCCGUCUUGCACAAUGGGAACGAGGAGGAGGGCGGCGAGGAAAUCGACCAGGAAAAGUUUCUAAAGGCUGAGGGGAAUGUCGGGAUUGAACGGCUUGUUGGGGUGGCUAGUUCGAGGCGCAAGGGGUUGAGUGAGGUUAGGGAGGGGUGGAAGUUUUGGCGGCCGUGGGAGGGCCGGGCGUGA